Messenger RNA from Babesia bovis T2Bo, 1055 nucleotides. RefSeq lists its product as uncharacterized. The transcript has 2 exons. Lineage: Eukaryota; Apicomplexa; Aconoidasida; Piroplasmida; Babesiidae. The coding region runs from base 51 to 1019 and encodes 322 amino acids. The record is from RefSeq and is a predicted model, not a curated record.
AUAUCAGACUUAUACAGACACCGAAAACGUAUCUUGCCGCAGUAAAUUUAAUGGUGGAUAAAGAAGUCGCCAUUGCGCGGCUACAAAGCACGCUGCUUCGUCUAUCUAAAGAGGACUUAAUAAAGCUAUUGAAGAGUACAUAUCAGGCUAUGCGUAUAAAGCAUGGCAUACCCUUUGAAAGAAGUGACGGACAUGCAACUACCUUAAAUGCUCAACGUGAACCGUGUGCCAAGGGCGCAAAAACACCGGCUGCUCGUACUAAGCGUCGACAGAAUACGGGCGGCAAGAAAACAUCUGAUGCUGCUCCUGACACUGAAAGCUUUCGUAAGGUCGAACAACCUACGUUUCGUCAGAUUGAUCGUUUGGCUGAUGAUUUGGGAGAUUUACACUUUUCAAGCUUAUCUUACGACUCUGAUGAUGUUGCUGUAUCAGAGCAUUGUUUAGGUGAUCAGGAAAGUGACAUGCCACAAUCCCACCAAGUUACAUCUAAAUCCUUUGGUACUCCGGACAGCAUCUUAAGUGAUAGAGAAUUAGCUAUUCAAUCAUUAAAGGAAGAGAUGCGACAAUUGGUUCCACCCCUUGACUUAUCGAAUAUCAGUGCCAGCGCCAAAGAAGGAUACAAUCUCAGUGAUCUGAUCAGCACACAAAAUGAUCACAUACAUAGUAAUCACAUGAACUCCACAUGCAACGACACUGUAGAACCAUCCUCUUUUUUGAACGCGGAAAACGUUGGUGCGCGAUACAUUGAUGGCCUAGGAACCAAUGCAUAUCAUCCUCCUUAUAAUCAAACAAUUUCACAUCCACGUGGAUUAAUGCCUCGAUCAUAUGGUAUGGCACAAUACCCUGGUAAUUGGAUUCCACUGACGGCAAAUCCACACUAUGUUCGAGGCCCCCUUCUAAUGCAUCCUCCUCGUUUGACAAGGCCAGGUACCGCAGAUAAUUUUGAAUAUGGUGAGAUGUAUCAUAUGAAUACUCCUGGGUCGGUUAGACGUCGAACCCAUUCUGUACAUCGCUUGUAAAGGUUGGUAUAAUAGACGUCCCUAAAUGUGUGUGUA